GGUGGGCUCUCGGGGUACCAGGACUGGCUUCUCUAUUCAAAAACACACAGAUGUUACUCCACGCUUCAGAUCAUUUUGCUGCUGCUGGGCAGUUUCAUUCGCUGAGCUGGUUUGAAGGAACUGUGGGGUGGCUGGGUUUAUGCAGAGCUGCUUUUCAUGGGCUGCAUUAACUUGGGGGGACUGAAAGCAGCUGCAGGAUUAGAUAAAGGGAUGCUUUGAAUUCUGCUUCUGCGCUUAAAGAAAGGAUUAUGACUGAAUGGAAGUCAGCUAACAGCAUGUGGUGGGAAUCUCGGACCAUUCACUCUCCAGACCUGAGCUAAAUCUAAAAGAAUGAAGAUCCAGAAAGGAAGGAAUGAAUACUAUAAGGAACUUUUCAAAUCAUAAAGGUACACCUCAGCCAUUAUUGAUUGAAUGCAGGACUUAUAUUGGAGUGGCUAUUAUCCGUGCCUUUGAGUCAGGAAGAGACAGGUUCAAAUCCCACUCCAGGGCUUGAUGGCUAUGGAAGGCGUAUUUAUGUUGUGACCACAGAGGAUUGGCCGACCUCCAUUGAUCGAGGGAAUUUUCUAACCUUCAAAGAUCAACUUAUGCACUGACAUCCACGGUGAUGAAGAAAUGUAGGACCAACCUUGGAGAUGCCGAAGAGACGGGACAUCCUCGCAAUUGUAUUGAUUGUUUUACCCUGGACUCUGCUUAUUACAGUUUGGCACCAAAACGCCAUCUCACCUCUGCUAGCCCUCAGAAAGGAUCUUGGGAGUGAGAAUGGCAACCACCGAGAUAUUGGUCAGUCGUCAGGUUCCAAGGAGUAUUGUCCAUCAGAUAAGGAUAUUGUGGAGGUGAUCAGGACAGAGUAUGUUUAUACACGGCCUCCUCCCUGGUCAGAUAUCCUCCCCACAAUUCAUGUUAUCACUCCAACUUACAGCAGGCCUGUACAGAAGGCAGAACUCACAAGGGUUGCUAACACACUACUUCAUGUGCCUAACCUCCACUGGAUUGUGGUGGAGGAUGCGCAAAGAAGAACAACACUGGUGACCCAACUCCUCAAGGAGACGGGCCUUAACUACACACACUUGAAUGUAGAGACACCACGCAGUUACAAGUUGAGAGGAGAUAUUCGGGACCCUCGUUUCCCACGUGGCACAAUGCAAAGAAACCUGGCACUGAGGUGGCUUCGGGAAAUGUUCAAUUUAAACAACACACAGCAAGGGAUCAUAUAUUUCGCAGAUGAUGACAACACUUACAGUUUAGAGUUGUUUGAAGAGAUGCGUGCCACAAGGAAAGUCUCAGUCUGGCCUGUUGCCUUCGUGGGCGGACUCCGUUAUGAAUCUCCAAAAGUGAAUGCAAUGGGAAAAGUUUACGGAUGGAAAACAGUGUUUGAUCCACACAGACCGUUUGCCAUUGAUAUGGCAGGGUUUGCAAUAAACCUUCGAUUAAUCCUGCAGAGACCGCAAGCUUAUUUCAAGCUACGUGGAGUAAAGGGUGGCUAUCAAGAAAGUAGUCUUCUACGAGAGUUAGUGACACUAAAUGACCUGGAACCUAAAGCAGCCAAUUGCACUAAGAUACUAGUUUGGCACACACGAACUGAGAAACCUGUGCUGGUGAAUGAAGGCAAAAAAGGCUUCACAGAUUUAAACGUGGAAAUAUAAAUGCACAGAAAAAUAGACCUGAAACCUGGCUACAAGUUGAUUGCUCCAAACUCGUACCACACAUACAAAUGGACAAGAUGGUAGUGAUUUUACUUUUCAGAAAAGCAACAAUGUAGAUUGCGUACUUAUGUGACAGGACAAGGAACAGGUCAUGUCACCAAAUAAUUAAAUGGACAAAGCACAGAAGAGAAUCCUAACAAACGAACUACUAUAGUUAGAGAAUGUGUUCUGUGACAUCAUUUAACAAGGUUUUGUGAUUUAUGAUAAGGAUAGGUUCCUUUGUAUGUGUGAGUAAUGCGGAUCCAUUGCAAUGCAUUCUGUUGCAUGGGAAAAGGAAGAUGCAUGCACUCAGUGUGAAUACCAAACCAGAAAUAAAUACUGGCCUUAGAAAGCUUCCUACAAAAGAUAUGGAGAAGCAGUGAAGAGGAUUGGGCCGUAAUUGUGAGGUGCUGCGUGAACCUUUUCCACCAUUUUCCUGAAAAGAUAUAAGGAAUGGAAUGCUUGGGUUUACAUACCUCUUGAGCCUGCACCUAUUUGGUUAGUCUUUAAAAGUACGCAUAAUGUAUUCCACCUUCAUUUAGUCACAUGGAUAUUGACUCGAAUUUAUCACAAAGUGUGUAACACUGGGUCAAUUUGUAGUGUUCAUCCUUUUCACAAGGGCUCUUUCAUCAGGUAGUACAGCUGAAGCUUGGUUCAAAUAAUACAUGUUCAUAGUUGGAAGGUUAUCGCAGUAUGAGAGGUACCAUAACAGUUUAACUGACUGGACCAGAUUAGUAAAAAGGUAGUUGACAAAUGAAUUUUUUUUCAGCCCAACUAAGUCAUCUACAUUCACAAGGAAUGCAACAAAGGUAUUAUUGACAAAGGUCAUAAUUACUGGAUGUGAUAAAUGUAGACAGGUAGUAAUGCUACAUAUUAAUUAAGUGGACCUAAGUAUUGUUGGAUGACAUCAUUUUACCACCAUUUGUGAGUGAUAGAGAAUUAUGGAAGACACAGGUUUAAGUACGCAAGCUAACAAUUCAGAAGAUUAAGGGUUAAUUAGAUUGUACCUGUUGCACACAAGGAAAGAUUGUUGAUAGGAACUGCAAAGGUCAUCCUGCACAGUGCAAUAGGAUCCUAAUUUAAGGAUACUGCAUAUUUAUUGAACAGAGCGGGACUCAGAAUACAUCUAAGCCAUGAUUAAAAAUAAAUGAUGAGAAAAAGCUGGAAGUAGCAAUGUGAUCUUAAGCAGGAAGAGAAACUUGAAGUAUGAUACAGUUUUGGAACUGAUCCAGAUCUCAUGAAGAGUCCCAUCCACAGUAUUAACUCUUUAAAUUCUCUUAGACACUGACUACCUGCUAGAUAGCGCAGCAAAUGCUCUUAUCUCGGGUUUCUGAUUUUGGUAGAUAGUUCACACCUGUCCCUGACUUGUGACAUACUUGAUCUUCAGUUCAGGAUAUUCAUAUUGAAGUAUUUUAUUCAGCCAACAUUGGUUCCUUCAUAUUCAUGAGCUCAAAUUCCUUAACAUUUUGUAAUGUUUGUUUCAAAGUUGAGUCCCUUUCCUUCCUAGUACCCCGCAUAGACAGCAUCGCAUUCAGUGUACUUUUGAAGUGACAAUGUCAUUACAACUGUUAGUUGGCCUGCCAUUUAGUAAUAUUGCCUCGCUCAGCAGGACUAGCUCAGAAAAACAUAGAUCAGAAAGUUCACCAAGGGCACCUCAGAAUCUUUAAUAUUGUGCAGCAGCAGUUUUUUGUACCUUUGUUUAUUCAAUAUUGGUGAAUGGAACCGUACAAAAAAAUGCCCUGUAAGGAGCGCAGCAAAUGGCUCCAAGGAUAAAAGCAGUGCAAAUUUAUUUGCUUCAAAUACUUUUGUGAAUAUUUAAUUUGAGACCCAUGGAGAUCGCAAAAUGAAUUCUGAAUGAAAUAAAGAAUUCUGGUCACAUGAUGAAAUAAGGCUAUUCAGAUACUGGACUCUAAAUUGAUAAUUAGUAAUAAAUAUGUUAGCUCAUGUGUUAAAUUUGUUUGCCCCAUAUCAUAAAGAGGGUGGCAAUUUUUUAACAAUUAUGUACAGCGUGAAUUUAUGAUGAUCCCAUCAUGAUUUAUUAAUUGCAUAUGGUUUGCUUAUGUGACCAUGAAUUAAGAGGGCUCUCCCGUUCAUUCUGAAAUUCAUCCAGUUUCAGUAAUCCUAGGGUACUGACAUGAUGAGUCCAACUGAAAGCAAUAUAAGCAAAAUUCCUCAAUAAGUACAUCUUCAAAAAAAUUUUGCAGCUUCUCUGCAUGAAGCCAGUGUCCAGGUGGAAUGUUCUUAGUAUCAAUGUGAGAAAGAUUAAGUAUAAAAAAAGCAGAAUGAGUCAGUUCAGAUGCAAAAAUGUUUCAAAUCACAUAGCCAAGUGUUUACGAAUUAUUUUCAGCACACAGAAGCCAAAGACAUCUUGUAAUGUCAGCUUGGCUUAGUUAUUAGCACUCUUGAUUGUGAGCUUGAAUCUGGUAAGUUGAAACUCUGCCUCUGGAGCAAAGCACUUAAGAUUGGUGGACUCUUCAUUGCAAUAUUGAAGGAGUUUUGCACUGUUGAAGAUUUUGGGUUUUGGUGAGGUUUUCAUCCAGUAUCUCAGCUUCCUGGUGAAGGGACUCAGAUGGAUGUUAACAAUGUUAUGGUGUCAUUACCAUGUUAUGCAUUUCAUUUCUUCUUGUUGUUUGCAAAAUGAGUGCACUGGUGAUCUAUGGAACAAUGACUGUGCUUCAGAAUCCGGAGAUAGUUCUAAAGACGUUUACCAUGUCUAGGGUGGUCUGGAAUCAGGGGACAGAAUCUCAGAAUGAAAGGUAGGCCACUUAUCAUUGAAAUUAGAAGGAAGUACUUCAAUUAGAAGUUCAUGAAGCUUUGGAAUUCUUUAUUCCAUGUGGCUAUGGAGGUUCAGCCAUUGAGUAUAUUCAAGAUAAUUUGAUGGUUUUCUAGAUCUAAAAAAUGGGGGCAUGGGGAUAGUGGGGUUAGUGCAGAGAAAUGAUAUUGAAUAGAAGAUUUGAGGUGGCACGGUGGCUCAGUGGUUAGCAUUGUUGCUUCAUAGCACCAGGGACCUGGGUUCAAUUCCAGCUAUGGGCGACCGUGUGGAGUUUGCACGUUCUCCAUGAGCCCCUGAAUUUGCGUGGGUUUCCUCCCACAGUCCACAGAUGUACAAGUUAGGUAGAUUAGCCAUGCUAAAUUGCCCAUAGUGUUUGGGGAUGUGUAGAUUAGGUGGGUUAUAGGUGCAUGGGUCUGGGUGGGAUGCUCUGAGUGUCAGUGUGGACUUGUUGGGCCAAAGGGCUGUUUCCACACUGUAGGGAUUCUAUGAUCAUGAGACCAGCCACAAUUUUGUUAAUUAGUUGAGUAGAUUCAAAGGGCUAAGUGACAUACUCCUGCUCCUAUUUCCUAUGUUCUUAUGGAAUGUGAUCGGGAGCUGUACGUCAAAAUGUUUCUUCAAGUUCUUCUUUUUAAUGGACAGUUGUAAAGCGUAUUUAAGAGAUAAUUUCAAUAUCAUGCUGUGUAAAUGGAACCUUACCUGAUGAUAGGGCCUGUGAGAAGUAAAUUAAUAGCUUUCAUACCAUUGAUUUCAAUCAUUACCAGAUCAUAUUCAUCAUCCACAGUUAGUUCCAAACUAAAUUCUUGGCAGGCCAGGAUGCAAACUGAGAAUUAGCGUUAGAAAACAAUCUGUUUCACUAUCAUGACAAACCAGUCCUUUCCUCUACUGUUGCAAAAUUUGUGUGUUGUCUAACCUGUGUUAGUCAAACUUCCAGUUUCAGUGCAAAAUCUCUGGUCAGACUUGAAUCUAAGGUUGCACUGGAUUGUGGUCAUGCAUUGCAAUUUAUGUCAGUAUAGGCUAUUUACUCACAUUUAAACCUUCUUUUCCAGUCUGCAGAACUCCAUUCAUAAAGAAUCUUCUUCCUCAUCAUAUUGUUGUGUUAAAACAGAGCACUUUAACAUAUUAGUUGAACAUAACUUAUUUGAACUGUACUGCCCAAAGGCAUAUCUAUAAGGGCAGUAAUGUAUAAACAUACUUCAUCAUAACUAAUGCUUCAGAGAUACGUCUAUGAUAGCCCAUUUCCAAGUUCAAAGAUUAUUUUCCUGAAAGAAAACAAGGAAUCUCAGUCCACUCAAUCAAAAUAAUAAACAAUAAGGAAGGGCACAACAAAUCCUUGAAUCUCAGAUUGUUUUACUACAAUCUUGUAAAUUCUAGAUUCUCAGCUAAGCAACUGUACCUUUCCAAGAUCAGCUACAGCAAAGCCUUUUUUGUGUCAUUACUGGCAGUUCUACAAUAAAUAGGCUAUAUGGAUUAUGUAAACAGUCAUAAUCAAUAUUCAUUAUACAGGGCAGAUUUAUACUGUACUUGAUUAUCAUCUUGUUGUAUGAAAUAGAUCUUAUCAAGGUUCAGCAGUUUACAUUUAGACCCUUAAGCAAUGAUGGAUUUGAGGUAAAGUCUUUGUGGAAAAAUAAUCCUUUAUGGAGUAUUUGCUGCCAUCUCUCUGUUUCAGAAUUUCUUCACUGCUCCUUUAAUCUUUUUACAACAUGGCUUUUUCAUAAGGCUUGCACUAAAUUGGAGAAAAUAAACUUUCCUGUGAACAGAAAUACAUUACAUUACCACAAAGUUUAUAUUCCCAGGAAAAUGGAAAUUGGUAAAAUUGCUUCCCCUCCUGCCUCCACUGGCUGAUGAGUCAAUCAAUAAAUGCUGUGACUUUAAGCCGUGUUGACCAGGAAAGAUGAUGGUUUGAGUCACCAUGUGUCAUUUAAUCUUUGUCAGAGUAGCAAUAUCAGUAUUACAAUUGACUUCAGGCCUCCUACCAAAAGGAAAAACAAAAUUCAACCAGUAUUCCUAUUCUGUAUCUAGCGAUCUGGUUGGAACUCAUUGAUAACAGAGUUGCUCUUUGAAUCGAGUCCACAUGAUGGGCAACCAACAUUUGGUUAAGGCAGCAAAGAAUUGAUGACUUUGAAACUGUAUCUCAGCAGGAGAUCAUCUUUUCAGGAUGCAAAAAUAUUGGCAGAAAAUCAGACGGAAAUAUUUAAGGGAGAAAAGGUAUCUGUGGAAGAGGUAAUUCAGAUUAAGAGAUUCAAUUCAGAAGAGAUUGAUUGUACUAUUUUGACCAUUGGGAGAAUGAAUGAGCUAUAAUAUCUCAAAUGAGGAUUGGCUUAUCCUAUUAUGAAUCCAUCCUCACCUAGUCUGACCUGAGUGUGAUUCCAUUCCUACAAUAAUGUGAUUCAUGCUUUACCAUCUUCUACUGCCUUCCAAGUAAUCCAAACAGUUGGCUUACCAUGAUCUUUUCAUGGCAACAAGAGGUGAAUAACGAAUACCUAUCCUGGCAGCAAUAUCCAUAUUACAAGUUUUCUUCUAAAUAUUGUAGUAUCCAUUGUUAUAUCCAGUGCAACUAUAUGUUAUAAAGAUUGGUUGAAUUUCACUCUAAACACUAUGUCUCAAAAAAAUUCUUUAUGGGAUACAAUAUAAAGAAGACGAACAAACCACCGACAGCAAAUAACCUUUCAAGAAAGAUGUCCUAAAUUAGUUUCUCACAUCCACUCAUCAAGGUAGAGCCAUUCUUGGCCAGCAACUUAUUACUUGUGCCAAAUAAUUCCUAAUUAUGUGUAUCAUUCUGAGGAACAAUUAUACAGCAUGCAGGUCUAUUACAUGGACUGAAAGGUGCUGUGUGUGAUAGGAAAUUAAAUACAUUGGACUAAAUGAUCUUUGAAUUGUGCAAGUAAUUAAGACAAGCAAGCAUUUUGUGUCCUAAAUGAAAUCUGUAUGUGGAUAGAGCCUCAGGAUGACAUUACAAUAACUGAUGUUUACAUGCCUCAUGGAGAGUUAGAGCAGUGUCUGGACAGACAGAACAUGCUACAGAUAAUACUGUGGCAUUAAAUUUGAAAAUGUGAAGCACAAUUUUACUGAACAUAAUCCUCGCACUUGACGAAUUACAAUUCUUUUCUUUUAUUCUCUUAGUAUAACUGAUCAAUUUAUUCUUGUUUUACAAUGCUUAGAAUUAACUAAAGUUAUAAAACAUACUACUAUUUGCUAACAUCUGCUGUUUAAUUUAUUUCUAUUUAUAAUUUAAGAAAAUGGUUCAAUGAAAUCCUUCUUUUGUUUAAGGAAGAAAAUAUUCUUGAUUAAUACCAUAUGUCAUCCUGUGAUUCAUACAUACUGGAAUAUAUAUGCAGCCUCUGUGAUGAGGACAGAUGUGAUUAAGUUACAAAACAUGUUAUGCCAUUGUAUAGACAAAUUCCAGAGAAAGUGAAGCAAGUAUAAUUAAGACAUGUACCAAAGCCAACAAUCAGCUACUCUUCUACAUUGUUUCAAUACACCGACAAAAAAAGGGCCUGAAGUAAUCCACAGCACAUAAGAAGACGUGACUGGACAAUCGUUCUCCAAAAGGUUCAGUACUAUUCUGUAGCUCUCAAUAACUCUUUAAGUUAUAGAAGAUAUCCAGAGGAAGAAUGUGGAAACACAUUAAUGGUUUCAUUUCUGUGUCUGUCUGAAAUGUUUUUGAAUUAAGUGAAUCUGCUUAAUUUCCAAAACUUCCAUAGCAGUAUAUAUUUAAAAUCAGCCUUCUAGUAUGUGGUUGUUUUCUUGGUAAAAAGUUGAUUGUCUUAUCAAAGACACCAAAAUAGUUGCACUGUAUUUUUAAUGUAUUAACAGCAAAGGUACUGUUACUUUCACCAGAAACAAAAGUGACCCAGUAAUUGUGCACACAUUAGCACCAGUGACAUUGAGGUUUGGUUAGAUGCUCUGAAUAACAUUGAUGUCAGUUUGCCAAUCACCCUUACUCAAUGAAGACUCUUCAGUUGCGUAGUUCAGAAUGACUCAAUGUAAUUGUGCAAGUGGCCUGGUAUUUCCUAUUAACCUUUCACUAUCAAGAUCAGACCUGGUUAUGUUACAAAUGAAAGCAGGUUAGAACAAAAUCUUAAUAAUUAAUAAAUUGUAUCCAGUAGCAAAAUUGAAAAAGAGUGACUACACAGAAUUCAGUGCCAGUGCUCUGUUCUUGUUACCAACAAGACUAAUUGAAUACUAAUGGCUGGACAAGAUUUGAUUAUUAAUUGAAAAAAGUCACCUUAACUCUGCAAAGCAUUGGCAAGAUUUACACUUUGAAUGCUGUGUGCAGUUCUGGAUGCUCCACCUAUGAAUGGACGAAGAUGGCAAAAGUUUAGAAAGGAGCUGAUUCCAGGAACAUUGAGCUUGAAUUUAUGAGGAGAGAUUCACAGAACUGGUUUUAAUAUUGAAAUGAAAGAAAACUGUGAGAAAAUCUGAUUAAAAUGCUGUAGAUAUCUUCAUUGUCAAAGUAAACAGUUAUUUGCUUGUGAUUAUAGGAUAUGAUAGGAGAGGGCAAACAAAUAGAAAAGCAAUGAAAGUUGAUAUGGAUCCACAUGCCAGAAGAUUUUUUCUCCAUAUUUGAGUGAUGUGUCUAGUAGACUCCCAACUGAACAAGAACAUAAUAAAAAAGAAAAAUUAUUUACUCUGUUGAAACUCAUCCCUUUCAAUUCUGUUGUUGACAACCACCUUGCAAAUAGCUAAAUACAGAAGGGUUAGAAUCAUAAUUUAUAGCAUACAUGAGAUGUGCUAUCUCUGACUCUUGAAUCAGAGUUUUCUACUUAGAUCUCACUUCCCUGUCUCUGCACCCAUAGACACAAAUACACUUGGGACAGUGAGAGAAGUGCAGACAGAAUACCCCGGAGCAGAGUUUUGAGGGUUGUGAGGCUGGAUUAAUAUUCUGUGUUUUUAUUUUUAAAGGUCAGUGAGUCAUUUCAAUUGAAGCCACUUACAAGAUUCCUGACAGUUCCUGUCCCCAUUGAGAUUGGGUAGGUUGUUUAGAAUCCCUGGCAGGACAAAUGCCAGGUGGCAUGUGGAGAGAAUGGGUUUGAAAAUUAUCCAGAGUCGCAUUUUAUUGAACAGUUCUGUACUGAACUUUCUCACAGACCGGGCCACAGAUUGAUCUGCAGGUCACACAUGCUCCAUUUAACAUAGUGUUAAUAUCUUCACAUACUAGAGAACUCAUAUUUGAUAUAAAAGCAGAAAAUGUUACAAGUGCAUGACAAAUCCCACUGCUUAUAAGUUACUGUCUGUACAAGAGUUAUAUUAAGGAUGCUCAAUCUCAACAAUAUUCAAGGUAGACAGAUUAAAUUCAUACAUGCAACAGAAGCCAGUUAUUGUGGUCACCCAUAUUACAUGACACAAGGUAUUGUGAUUCACCAAACAUUGUAUACAACACACAGCUUAAUUAUCCUCAGUGCUCACAAGGUUACGGUUUGAUGAUUCAAAAGGUCAAUUCCUACACAGUAGAAAUACCAUUCUUUUUUGCAUAAAACACUCAAUGGUUGCAUUUCUGUUUACAGUUUGGACAAGUGCAAGGUUGCAUUAACAUUCUUCUUCAAUAGCAGUUCAGAUGACUGAUAUUGCAUGCCCGAAUCCAUUAGUUGAGACCGAUUUCAAAAAAAUCGUGCUAACUUGCCCCUUCUAGCUGGCAAUUUAGAAACAGGAUUCACAAUUUACAGACCCUAAACCAGAUCUGGCAUUAAAAUUACUCGAAUACUUGCAUCAAUUACAGCCAGAAAAGGUUCUUAAUGCCAUUUUGGACACUUACACUGCAAAAAAUUCAAACCAAAUCAAACACUCUGUUUUUGGCACUCUGUGCACGAUGAUAAUAAGAGCGAGUGCAAGAGUGAGGAAGGACAGUAGCUCCCUCAACCUGUGAAAGGAAAGCAAUUCUUAGGAGAAAUACCACAAAUAGAGUGUAUUCAGAUACUCAAAUAAACAGGUAUGCUUAUUUGUGUUACCAGUCCAAACCCCAGAAGGUAUAUAUUACAUGACAAUUACCACUGUCAUAUCCAGGGAGGACUUUCUAGUCGCUUUCUUAAAAUCCUACUUGAGAUGUAAAGCUUAAAAUGCAGAUUUUGUAUUAUCCACUUUCUCCUUCAACAAAGUUCUCAACCAACUGAACUUAGUAUAUUCUUGUGAAUUUUAAUGUCCAUUUCAUAUUUGCAAUAUAACUCAUGCAAUAACAUUUUGCUUUGGAGUUCCAGAGUAAGACGCUCAGUUGCAACUUGGUGAAUUUGAGGUAAUGACACAUGCAACAAGUGUUCCUCCUCCAUAAAGCUUCUGCAUUAAAAGAACUCUCCAGUAAUUCAUUCAUUUUCCCCUUUCUGAGUAUUUAGGCUGAUAUUAACAAAAUUCCCACCUUAUAUCUUAGAGUACUUGAAAUUAAUAACCAAACCUUGUUACAGUCAAAAAGUUAUUCUGAAUGCAUCCUUUUAUAGCCUUUUUUUUGACAAGACCUUCAAAUUGUUCCAUUUGAAUUGAUUAUUUUACUCUACAGAUUCUUUUCUUUAAAGCUAGAGCAAGGCUCUGCAGUACUAUUAUUAAGAACAUACAAAAUAUGAGGAGUAGGCUUUUCGGCACUUGGAGCCUCCUCCAGAAUGCAACAAGAUCAUGGCUGAUCUUCCACCUCAGUGCUAUCUUUCACUUUAUCCCCAUUGUCCAUAUUACCCCAAUCUCUAUUAACUUCUGCCUUGAAUGUGUUCAAUCACUCACCAUUAACAGCUGGCCGGAUAGAGAAUUCCAAAUAUACACAACACUGGAGGUGUGUGAACAUUGUCAUCUUCAUCCUCAAUAGCCAGUCCCUAAAAAGAAUGACCCCUUUCUUCUAGAUUCCCCAACCAGGGGAUUCUCAGCAUCUGCUUUAUCAAGUACCCUAAGAAUUUUAAAUGUUUAAAUUGGAUCAACUUUCAUUCCUCUAAACUCUAGGAAAUAUAUAAGGUGAGUCCAUUCAAUCUCCCCUCGUGGGACAAUCGCCCCAUCCUGGGAACCAGUCUAGUGUACCUUUGUUACAUUCUACUUAAGUCAGAUGAAACCAUUCCUUAGACAAGGAGACCAAAACUGCACACAAUACUCCAAAAGUGGCUUCACAAAAUGCCUGGUCUGGUUAAAAUAGCAAUAAAAAAAAGCAAAUCAAACAUUUCAAAUCUGGUGGACGUGUCUAAAUUUAAUGUUGGUAAUUUACUUUUGCUGAAGGCUUUGCUACUAAAUCACUGACUACUGUAUUUAAUUUUUUUUGUACCUCGAAUAGACUUGACGUUAUCACAAGGGAUGAAGAAGAGACUGCAGCUUUACAAAACCACUAGGUGGCAGAGUAGGGUGCAAAUUCAAUAGACUGGACAAAAAUUAUGCACAGAAUUAAAAACCAGGAUUAAAAUAAAAUCUAUUGACCAGAAUACAACCUGGUAACAUCAAGAUGUAAGUAGUCAGUGCAGGUUUACCUUUAGUUUUACAUUCAGAUGCCUGAGUCAGAAAUUGAUCACUGUCAUUGGUGACAGUUCCAAGACUGUUGCUGAUAAAUAAUUCAGAUUUGUUUGACUCAGCCUGCCAAAUCUGCUUUUCCUCAACAAUCUUAAACUCAUAAAGACAAUCCUAAGAAGGUUGUCCUAACAUCGGAAUGAUUUUUCUUUCACACUGUACAAUAAAUGUAUUUGAUUUCUUUCUACAUAGAUCGUAACAUUUUCAGUCUUUGUGACAGUUGCACUUUUUAUUUUUGCAUGUUAAUGUAUUGUUGAUUGCACACAAUCCCUCAAUGUCAUUUUAGCAAGAGCGAAUCCUAAAUAAAAAAAAUGUU
This is a messenger RNA of Stegostoma tigrinum, 12232 nucleotides long. RefSeq names its product galactosylgalactosylxylosylprotein 3-beta-glucuronosyltransferase 1-like. The transcript has 8 exons. Gene Ontology annotation, cellular component: Golgi membrane. Lineage: Eukaryota; Metazoa; Chordata; Chondrichthyes; Orectolobiformes; Stegostomatidae. Bases 633 to 1643 code for a protein of 336 amino acids. Gene Ontology annotation, biological process: carbohydrate metabolic process; chondroitin sulfate proteoglycan biosynthetic process. Gene Ontology annotation, molecular function: galactosylgalactosylxylosylprotein 3-beta-glucuronosyltransferase activity. The record is from RefSeq and is a predicted model, not a curated record.